Messenger RNA from Rhodofomes roseus, 471 nucleotides. RefSeq names its product Alpha/Beta hydrolase protein. The record is from RefSeq and is a predicted model, not a curated record. The transcript has 2 exons. The coding region runs from base 1 to 471 and encodes 156 amino acids. NCBI's taxonomy places the organism in Eukaryota, Fungi, Basidiomycota, Agaricomycetes, Polyporales, Fomitopsidaceae.
AUGCAGACUGCAGUCUACUCGCAAAUUGAUGGCCUGGAGAUCAAGGUAGGUUUCCAGGCUCCUCCUUCACCGAAACAUGGCAUCCUCCCAGGCGUCAUAUUCCUUCAUGGUGGAGGAAUGGUAGCUGGUUACCGCCGGGAGUAUCUCGAUUGGAUGAUAGAAUCGACCCACCAGAAGGGCAUGAUAUUCCUCUCCGCGGACCAUCGCCUCAUCUACCCGUCGACUGGCUUCGACAUCAUCGAGGAUAUGCGAGCACUCUUCGCGUUUCUCAGCGAUCCAUCCUUCUCGACGGCAUACCUCCCAGACGGCAUAUCCCUCGACCCAACCCGUCUCGCUGUAAUGGGUUCUUCUGGCGGAGGCUACGCCGCGAUGGCUGCAGCGCUGUACGCACAGCCCAAGCCACGGGCUGUAUAUCUGCUAUACGCCAUGGGCGGCGAUCACUUCAGGCCCCCCCUGUACUGGGGCUAUUAG